UGAGAGAGACGAGGAGACGAUGAGGAAGUUACUCCCACUUUCACAGUGGUUGGCACAAAUAAACUCCCCUCUCGAAAUCUGGAAAAUAGAAACAUCCGCACUUCAGCCCACACCACACUGAUGUGGUGGUAGACCGUGUUUUGGGGCAAUUUAUGAGAAGAUGAUCAGUUAAUUUGGAGCCUGGAUGGAAAGGUCGCCGUGACCCGGUCAGUCCUCCCUACGGACUCUACGGCUCACUUCUCCCGGGAAAGCAGCACCAUCUCUGGCAGUAAAUAUGGAGCCACAUCUUAGCUUGAACCAGUGCAUGGAAGGCGAUAACAGCCAGAUGGAGUUGUCAUCCAACAUGGAUGAGGAGGAUGGGGGAAAUGGUGUAGGAGAUCACUUUAAACACAAAGGCAAACCCUACAUGGCUCAAAACCUUGGACAGACCACAAAGAGUCUCUGCUUCAUGGCAGCUGCCACGGUCCUCAUCUUUACCAUCGGGUACUUUAUUGGCUAUCUGGUUUAUCGGAAGAAAGACUGUGCUCCAAACUGUGCAGCCUCUGUGCCCACUUCUGAAAGACCUGUUGAACACGAGACAGGUGCUGCCCCUCUCAUGGACUGGGAUGAUGUCAAAAAGCUCUUUGCACAAAAACUUUCUCCAGCCAAAUUUGAACCUGUCCUCGGUGAGUUUUCCACUGCCAACCACCGAGCUGGUUCUCCAGGAGAUGAAAGUUUGGGGAACAAGGUGCUCAACAGGUUUGAAGAGUACGGCAUGAACAGCUGGACCGAUGAGCACUUUGUUAAGGUUCAAGACCCUCCAGCUUCUGGAUACAACAAGUUUGUUUUCAAGAAUGGAAGUGAGGAGCGUCUAGAUGGAUUUCUGUCAUACAGUGGCAAUGGAGCAGUAAAAGGUGCCGUGUUGUAUGCACAUUACGGGGAGGAAAGUGACUUCAGGAUGCUGCGCGACAAGAACAUCAACAUGAGUGGCCGGGUCAUGCUGGUCAGAGCUGGUAGGAUCAGCUUUGCUGAGAAGGUUGCUAAUGCUGCCAAAAUGAGUGCCUCUGCUGUGUUGAUCUACCCAGAUUCUGCUGAUUACACUUCUGAUGAGACCACUCAGUUCUUUGGACAUGUUCACCUGGGUUCAGGAGAUCCCUACACACCAGGCUUCCCCUCUUUCAACCACACUCAGUUCCCACCGGUCCAGUCUUCAGGCCUGCCAAAAAUCUUGGCUCAGACCAUCACAGCACGCAUGGCUACCAACAUUCUGAGGCAGCUGGGGGGUCAGAAUGUGCCUGAAGGUUGGGGAGUCGUCACCAAACUGGGAGAUGAGACCGAUGUUAUUACUGUGGAAGUCAACAAUGUUCUUACUGAGAAGAAGAUUAUAAAUGUCUUUGGGGUCAUCAAAGGCUUUGUGGAUUCAGAUCGAUAUAUGGUUAUUGGUGCCCAGAGGGAUGCUUGGGGUUCAGGUUUUGCUACAUCGACUGUCGGGACCAGUGUCCUUGUUGAGCUGGCACGUUCCAUGUCGGACAUGGUGAAGAACAACGGAUUCAAGCCAAGGAGAAGCAUUGUGUUUGCCAGUUGGAGUGCUGGAGAGUAUGGGAGCAUUGGCGCCACUGAGUGGUUGGAGGGUUAUCUUUCUUCUCUGAGCAUGAAGGCCUUCUCCUACAUCAACCUGGAUGGAGUCGUAUCAGGUCGGAAUGGAUUUAAAGUGGCAGCCAGUCCCUUGAUGUAUAACCUGAUCGAGGGCGCUCUGAAGGAGGUGAACUACACAAACCAGGCUACACCUCUCUAUUCUCAAUUUGCAAAGGGCAACUGGGAACAAAAUCUGUUGGAGCCUAUGAAGUUGGAUAAUGCUGCAUAUCCAUUCCUCGCCUUUUCUGGCAUUCCUUCAGUGUCAUUUAGAUUCACUUCUAAUCCAGAGUAUCCGUACUUUGGCACAAUGCUGGACAUACGGGAGAAACUGAACUCUGCCACAUCCAACCAGGUUCCUCAGCUGGCUGAAACAGCAACCCGGUUUGCAGGUCACAUGGUGCUGAGGCUGGUCCAUGAUCAUUUGCUGCGGAUGGACCUGAUGAAUUAUGACAAGAAUAUACGGACUCGGGUGGCUCAGAUCAACAGGGAAGUUCUUAAGAUUAAGAAGAUGCAUCCCCAGCUGUUGCCUAAGGCCCUGACAGUGAAGUGGUUGAUCAUGGCCCAUGGCUCCUACAGCCGCGCAUCUCAAAGCCUGGCAAGAGACAUCAAGAACAGCGACCUGGAAGACAUAGAAAUGUGCCGCAUCAUUAAUGACCGCAUCAUGUCGGUGGAAAGGAACUUCCUGUCACCCUAUGUGUCUCCCAGAGAGAGUCCUUUCCGUCAUAUCCUGCUGGGGUCUGCUCCUCACACUCUCAAGGGUCUGUCCAACCACCUGGAAGCCCUCAGGACUGACAACCCUGAGGCAGACGCCAACCUGUUCCGUCACCAGUUCGCCCUGGCAACCUGGACCAUUCAGGGCUGUGCCAACACUAUAGCAGGGGACAUCUGGUCUUUGGAUAAUGAAAUCUAAAAUGUAUUUUUUGCCCUCCUCCCUUGUUCAAGGUUUGACCCUUUUUAUCACGACUAGCAGUGUGAAAACCAGUAGGCUGUGACGAUUCACCAACAGUCACGGUUUCUAAAUGUAUACCAAAAGCACAGUCAUAUCACCUCUAUUCUGUAAUCUUCAACAUUUCAGCUCAACUCACUGUCAGAGAUUGAGAAGUUGCUUAAAAAAAAAAGGACUGAAGAUUAAUUUACAAUAACAUAACAACAGUUGUGAUGCACAAAAUACACAGAAAUGGAUCUUGGACAUCUUGAUUGUUGCUUAACACAUCUGCUGCAUUAAUCUUUUAAGCAAAGUCCUAAUUACACGCAACAAUAGCAAAAAAAAUUAUUUAAAAAUCUGAAUUGGUUAAUUAUCUGAAUCGUCCACCUCCUGGCAUGAGAGCAAAUCCGUAGGCCUUUCAAAAACUUAAGGGAGAUGUGGCACUUGAACAGAAUCCAUACGUCUAUUUAUUGUUAUUUAUUUAUCAGUGGCAGGGUUCACUAUAAAUAGUUUUUUAUCGCCUUUUAUAAAAACAAAUGUAUAAUUAUCGGGAGCAGUGCCUUCCAUAAUUAUGACAGUUAUACUGUCGAAUUGACAAAAGCAGCAUCUGCUAAAAGAAGUGUACAUGUGGACCGACGGCCAGUACUGAACCCAACAAUCAAAUUCUACCUAACUGACACUGGAUUGGUUCUUUAGGCAAGACCAUAUCGAACUUACUGAACACCUUUUGGCUGACUGUCAGUACCGGUCCCUUGGUCCAUGCACACUUCUCGUCUCGACAUUAUCGGGAGCAGUGUCUUCCAUAAUGUAAAAAAAGAAGGUAGUUUUUGCCUACCAGUGUGUGUCUGUAUCGGAGUCAGUGCCCUCCAUAUUUCACUGUAGGGGUGGAUGUUUUUUUUUUAUCGGGAACAGUGUUUCCCAUAAUGUGUACAUAAUGAAUACAUUGCUAUACCAUGCACAUGCUGUGUGCAUCUUCAGAACGCUUCUAUGACGUUUCUGCGCUAAUGUACCUUCUUUAGUUUCCUCCAAGUCUGCAGCUUCAGCCCACAAAGCUGAAAGAUUUUUUAAGAGUUUUAACAUCAGGUCCUCGAAAAAUGUUUCUCAUCUUGUCUGCUUUUUGAGGUAAAGAUGCUGCAGGUCUUUACAUUUUCUGAGUGUCUCAUUUUUAAUCAAACGCUUAUAAUGUGUUGUCUUUUCUUUGGGCUUCAUAUGUAACUAACAUGGAAGGUCUUUGGCUUUAAAGAAAUGUUACAAACAUGUUUGGGACCACUGGUUACAGCUGUGUGGUUCAGUAAAGAUCACCACUUUGUUUUUUUGUUUUUGUUUUGACACUUAUGUAUUUCUUUCUUUUUUCUGUUGUCUACUAGAAUCAAGUUACUGGAUUAAAAGCCUGUUAUGCUAAAACACCUUUUUAGAAAAAAGUUACCAGAAGAAUGAAAGUUGUAAAAAAAAGUGGACAAAUGACAAAAUCUUACAAAAUUGCACUGAAUGUUAAAGUAGCUCACGUGGACCUCCUUUAGCUAAUCUGCUAAAUAUGGUCACACUGUUUUUGAUUUGUUUAUGAAAAACUACACAAACUUUAUUAGUUUUACAUCAGUAGCCCUCUUUAAUGAUCCUUUAAGCAUUGAUGCAUCAGUAGUCUGAGUGAAUUAAACGGAUCUGUUGGGCUACAAGUUGCAUUUCUAAUGGUCAUCACAAAAAUCCAAACCCGUUCUUAAGAGGAUGUAGACGUAGGAAUUAAUCUGCAGAAUUUGUUUGACAAGUUUUGUCACAAAUGUUGGAUAAAUGUUUGGAAAUUGUUAAAAUAACAAUGCUUUUUUUUUUUCAAACUGUACACAAGUUUGCUUAGCUUUACGUUUCUGUUGCUGCAAUAAACAAUCACAUCACAA
Molecule: messenger RNA, 4428 nt
Organism: Larimichthys crocea (large yellow croaker)
Lineage: Eukaryota; Metazoa; Chordata; Actinopteri; Sciaenidae
Product: transferrin receptor protein 1
Exons: 17
Coding region: 275-2524 (749 amino acids)
Biological process (GO): intracellular iron ion homeostasis; iron ion transport
Cellular component (GO): external side of plasma membrane
Source: RefSeq, a predicted model, not a curated record